AUGGAGCGAACCGCGGCGUGGAUCGCGAUCUGGCUCUCCCUCGCCUCAACGCACUGCCUGGGCCUCACGCCCGCGAACUGCCGAGAGGUGCAAGAGGUAGAGGGUCGCUUGGCGGACUGCAACGAGACGGAGGUGGCGUUCGCGAGCUGCGGGAUGGGAGGCUUCGGCGAGGGAGGCACCGGCUGCAACGGAUCGGCCAGCAUCGUCCGGUGCUGCCAGGUGGAGGAAGGGAACCUGACGUCCGGGGGAUGUCAGGUGAAGACGACGUUCGCCGGUCUCGCCUCGUGCUACGAGGAGAAGCAGUUCGUGCAGGGCGCGUGCACAUCCCGGGGUGGAGGCUGCAGCGGAGCGGCGCAUUCGAUCAGGUGCUGCGACUACCACCUCGACGGGCGGAGGAUGUACCCGGAGGAGGCGUCCUCCCUGGGCUCCGUCGACGGAUUCUUUCCCAGCUGUCCAGACGGGAGGCUCCCGGUGGGUCGCUGCGCCUCGUCUGAUCGCUGCGCCGGCUGCCCCGUCGGGAACGGGCACUACUUCACCGCCCUGGAGUGCGCUCUCGUCGCCGUGAUGCGAGGCGUCGCGGCGUGGAUCGCGGUCGCGCUCACGUCCACGACCUGCCUGGGUCUCACGCCCACGAACUGCCGGGAGGUGCGAGAAGUGGAUGGACGCCCGGCCGACUGCAACGAGGACGAGGUGGUGGUCGCAACCUGCGGGUUUGGAGGCUUCGGUUCGUCUGGGACCGGCUGCAACGGCACGGCCAGCGUCGUCCGAUGCUGCCAGGUGGAGGAAGGGAACCUGACGUCCGGGGGAUGUCUAGUGAAGACGACGUUCGCCGGUCUCGCCUCGUGCUACGAGGAGAAGCAGUUCGUGCAGGGCGCGUGCACAUCCCUGUCUGGAGGGUGCAGCAUCGCGGCGCAUUCGGUCAAGUGCUGCAACUAUCACCUCGACGGGAAGAGGAUGUACCCGGAGGAGCCACUCACAAGUUGGUCCGUCGACGGAUUCUUCCCCAGCUGUAUGGAUGGGAGGCUCCCGGUGGGCCGCUGCACGUCGGCGGAUCGAUGCGCCGGGUGCACGGUCGAGUCCACCUACCAGUUCACCACUUUGGAGUGCGCCGUCGUGGCCGUAGUUCUGUUCAAGCAAGGCUCAAGAAAGGUUGAAUCUCUGAGAGCCCCGACACAGCCAGCUUCUCCUCAGACGCUCUUUACUCAUCGUACCUCGAAGUACCUUAUCAUCAUACCUUACCAUCGUACCUUAUCGUAUUUCCCUCUCUGCCUUGUGCUCCUCUCUCUUCCUCUCCCUUGCUUGGAGGGCCAGCCCAGUCGGCCCAGCCCAGUCGGCCCAGCCCAGUCGGCCCAGCCCAGUCGGCCCAGCCCAGUCUGGCUCCCCCAUGGUUUGGGGCUGCCCGUGGAUAUUGCCCUGCUACGACGUAGCUCGGCAAGUUUCUGA
Messenger RNA from Darwinula stevensoni, 1443 nucleotides. The record is from the annotation of a GenBank genome assembly. Lineage: Eukaryota; Metazoa; Arthropoda; Ostracoda; Podocopida; Darwinulidae.